AUGGAUCAAUCAGCGAUUGUCGAAGAUAUUAUAUCUACAAAAAAUACUAUGACAAUUCUACAUCGGAUUUACAGUGUUAAUCAUAAUUCACUCCAACAGUUUUCGUCCAUCUUCGAUCUUAUCACCGAACUGAUUGACAUCUGCACUCGUUCAUCUGUCAAACAACUUGAAAGCGUCGUUAAGUCGAACGAAUCGGAAUCGAUUUUCAAUAAACUGAAUAAUAUCCUCGAUAAACUCAGCGAUGCAAUCACAACGAAGAAUACUUCAGCAAUUGACAGUUUGAACGAUCAGCUCCUGUCUUGUGUUGAAACAUUUCGAUUAUGUUCUUCGCAUAGAACUAAUAACGAAGAAACUGCGGAUAGCUUAUUCAAAAAACAAUUAACACAGUCGCAUACCAAUGAUUUAAUAGAGAGAAGUUCUAGUGAACGUGACUUAUCACCUGAGUCUAAUACUGAUCAUAAACAAAUUUUCGCCCCAGCACCUCCUCCAGUGCCAAUGGUGGAAAUCGAGAAAGCGCCUAAGGCCAACGACUAUUUUUCGCAAUUUCGCUUUGCACGCAAACCGAUCCGUUCGUCUGCAAUCGAAGAAGACGAAAACGCUUCUGUAUCGCCUUCUUCCAGUGUAUCAACGAACGUUCUUUCGACUGAAAAAUCGACACCAAGUAAACCACGAUUGAUGAUUAGCUACAAUCACGGUUCGAAAUCACUCUGUGUUGAAAUCUACAAUAACUUAACAAACGAUGGUUACCGUGUAUGGAUUGAUCAACAAGAAAUGCAUGGAAGUACACUGAUUGCAAUGGCACAAGCUAUCGAAGAAUCGGAUAUUGUCAUUUAUUGUAUGACGGAGAAAUAUAGUGAAUCGCGUAAUUGUCAAAAGGAAGCUGAGUAUGCAUUCGUUCGACAAAAGAUCAUGAUCCCAUUACUUUUACAAUCGAAAUACAAACCAACGGGUUGGCUUGGACUUAUUCUAGGUGCUGAUUUUUAUAUCGAUUUUACCAAGAACGAAUUCAUUCAGAAUUAUCAAAAACUUAAAAGUGAAAUCGAGUCGCAUGCAAUGCGUAUGAACAAAGAUGAAAAUAAUGAUGUGAAACCGAUUUUAUCUUCGAAUACAGACGAUCCAAAACCUGAUCCUCCUCCAUUACAAUCAGUGCAAACAAAACCAAAUUCAUCUGAGAAAGAGUCUCGUAGUUGCGUUCUUUUAUAG
This is a messenger RNA of Adineta ricciae, 1203 nucleotides long. The record is from the annotation of a GenBank genome assembly. NCBI's taxonomy places the organism in Eukaryota, Metazoa, Rotifera, Eurotatoria, Adinetida, Adinetidae.